This is a messenger RNA of Lymnaea stagnalis (great pond snail), 4260 nucleotides long. The record is from the annotation of a GenBank genome assembly. NCBI's taxonomy places the organism in Eukaryota, Metazoa, Mollusca, Gastropoda, Lymnaeidae.
CUGUUGGCAACUGUAUAUCUAGGUACCGUAUAUAAUUGCUGCGUUGAAUAUCUGGGGGUCGGACGCUGUCGGGUUCUGCUCACGAGCCACACUGAUGUCUACAGACGCGAGCUGUUAGGACGUGUCCGAGAGUUGAGCUUGAAUAAAAGUAAGUGGGUCAGAGGAUGUUGUUGACAUUAAGAGAUUGUGUCAAAUGUGUCAUAGUUGUUGUUUUGUUGUUGUUUUUUUGUGUGUUUUUUUUGGGGUAAGCUGGUCACGUGAAAGUUUCAGAUUAUUUUUUUUUUAAAAUUACUUCAGUAGCUGUUUUUAUAAUAUUUUUUUUCUUUGAAGUUGAUAUAUUCCAUCUUAGUAUUAUAGUCCAUCUUAUUAUAAUAUUCCAUCUUAGUAUAAUAUUCCAUCUUAAUAUAAUGACGGUGAUCUGAUUACGCCGCUGAUCUUUUCAGCAAUUAUUCGACUUUAAAAGAGGAAAGCUGAUAUUUUCAGAAACAAUUAUUUUACAGAGACUUCCUCCCGGUGCUCCCCCCCCCCUCCUUAUAGUAAUUUUUACAACGAGCAUGAUGAAGACUGGCUAUUUCAAUCUAUUUAUAUAAAAAAAAAUUAAUUAUUGUUUUUGUUCAGCCAGACCAAUGUCAGACCAACGCUCACAAAGACAUUUUGUGCGUGUAACUUAGGUAGUCGGCCAGUAACCCAUAAUGGGAAUAGUGUCCCAAGGAGAGAUGGCCUGGCAAAAAUUCUAUUUUUAGUGGUGUUUUAGCAGUGUGGUUUGAUGAUCUAGAAUUUUAAUUAUUUUGCUGUUUUUUUGUUUUUUUUGGAGGGGGGGGGUAUUUAUUCUUGACAGAUACUUUAAAUGUCUGACUAAUAGAUUUACUUGUUCUAGCUUAAAAGUUGUCAUCUUAAUGAGAAUGUUUAUCAAUAUGCUGAAAAUGAAUAUGUAAAAUCUCACCAAAACACAUUUUUCAUUUAUUUUUUAACAUUUUUUUUUAAUUAAUAAAAAGAAGCGUUUCUUUUCUUUUUGUAAAAAAAUGGCUAUCUAAAUUUAGACACUGUCAUUUUUAACAUCAUGGCUGACAAAGAAAUCGGUGAAGCAAUAAAAUUAGUUCAUUAUAAAGUGAACUGCGUACGAAAGUUUUCCUAGCUCGAGUAUAAUUUUAAACACAUCUCUAUCAAGGGAGCUAACACAAAAUCCAACAGGUAUAGUGUGUUCUUUUGACUAGAGAGUAUAUGAUGAGACUGCUGCUCUCAAGCUACGACAAGCUCAUAUAAUCACGACAAGCUCAUAUAAUCACGACAAGCUCAUAUAAUCUCAAUGCCAAAAUAUCUCCCCAAAGCUGACCCAUUUUACGUCAUACAACCAAUAUUCAGUUAGCACACAUUCGACCUAUUGUCCAGCACGCAUCAUCGGCUGUAUUGUCUCGUGCCAAACUCCCAUUCGUGGUGUGAGACUCUUAACACAAACAAAAGUUCUUUCCCACGGCGCUGUCUAAAACAUUCCAGUUAUGAGUCAUGUACUAAACAUGGAGUGAGUCACUAGUGCUCAGCACUGACCUGAUGUUCACCGUCUCGAUUUAUAAAUAGCUUGGCAACAGAAGCUGGGGUCGCAAAGACUCGUCAUUGAAAAAAAAUAGAGUCGUUUAAAAGCUGUCAGGUGGCCUUGAAGUUAGUGACCUUGACCCCAAAGCUUCUGCGUGGUUCAUUUUUAGGAGAGUAUGGCAACUAGAUACUAAUACUAGUGAUAAAGGGGGGGGGGUGGUUGUUUGUUUGGCAGAGUUGGAGUCAGAUAGGGACAAGAUGCUCCGUGACACUCAUCCGUGUAUUGACCCACUCAGUGCGGAGCGACCCAACCAAUGGUUUGACACACUUUAGGAAUACCUCAAGCUAUCGGCAGUUGAUGUAACGACUAUGUUUUAGUUCUGUAACGUUGGGUAUUUUGAUAUCUUUAGGGCAGAAGACCGAUUAGAUGAAAGAUACGUUUUACUCAUUUAUGUUUUAUCUUUUUAAAGGAAAACAAAAUAAUAAAAGGAGGAGAUAAGAGGAAUGAGUUUUCUUCGAUUCUUUAAGAGGAAGAAAGACCCGGAGUGCAAGAAAAAGGAGAAAAAAGACGGUGAUAAAAAGAAGCACCGAAAUUUCUUCAAAGGAAGAUGGAAGAAGGAAGAGACGCAACCCGUGUCAGAUCCUUCCAUAGAAACUAGGAAACUGUUCUACACUGCAGGUACCUGUACAACAUUAUAAUAAAGUUUUCAGGGCUGAUAAUUCUUAAAAUAAUGCUGAUACCAGGACCGGUAACUCCAUUAUUUAUAUUUUUCCUGUUAUGCUUAAAAAAUUCAUUUUAUGUUUUUUUUUAAAUUAAUAAAAAUAAACAGAACUGCAUCAUUUUUAGAGUUCCAUUCCCUGGGUGACGUAACGCGAGACGACACGAUGACAAAAGAAGAGUUCUACAGACUCAUGAUGCUGCUGGGAUAUCCUGACGGGGUGGAGGGGGCAGAGGUGAGCCAACUCAAGAAAAAAAAAAUACAAAAAUACAAAAACAUAAAUUUUUUGGAGCAUAAAAAAAAAAUAUUGUAAACCUACUCAGCGUAAUGCAGUUUUUAGUGUGUGGAGUUAAUUCAAUUUCACUAAGAGUUACAGUAUUAUUUUACUCAAUCAUUUUUGUUCAUAAAUAUUUUUUCUAAAGUUCAGAUUAAGGGAAAUAGCUAAUUUUGUUUUCGCAAAUAGAUCAAUAUAAUGUAUAGUUAUCUCCCCCGGAUAUAUAAAGAAAUAAAAAAUAAUUAAUUUAAAAAAUGCUCUUUUAUCCAUAUUCUCAUGGAUGGAUCUUUCUGGUUUAGUUUUUAAACUUUUUUGUCCUCGCCUCUUCCAGAGAAUUUGGUUGGAUCAUGGCCAGGAAGAUGGAGGUAGAAUGACUUUAGAUCAAUAUAUUGCUUUGAUGUUUGAUGACGCUGUUGAUGCCAAGUAAGCUAACUUGUUAUUUAACUUACAUUAGAGUCAUUUAGUGUCAAGAUUUUUCUAUAGGAGAUAUGUAUCACAAAUAAUCUUUUAAUUAGUCAACAUGGUGAUAAACAGAAGUGGGUUAAACAAAACAAGAGUCUAUCCAAUUAAUGAUGAAUGGUAGUUAUAAAUACUAAAAUUGCAGUAGAGUCAAUGGAAUAAUAGAGUAGUAAACUUAUUUAAAUACUUAAAUACAUGAGGCAUGGAGUAGAUUUUUAUUUUUGUUUGAAUUAUUUAAUACAUUUGUGGCUUGCUUGGUUACAUGGUUGGUUGUCUUUCUUCCUAGGACGAAUUGCUGGAGAAAGCUCUUUGCCAAUUUCGACCCAGAUGGCAACGCUUUCGCCUCCAAAUCUGAAGUCAUAAAAGGAUUACAGAACAUUGGUCUUGACAUCACACCAGAAAUGCGUAAGAUAGUUGACAAAAUGGACACGAACAAAGAUGGCAAGAUAAGCUAUGAAGAGUUCUUGAAAGCGCAGCUAAAGCAAUGAUUUUUUAAAUUUAUGUGUCUGUGGUUUCCCCGUAUUUUUUGCUUAUUUACAUUAGUUACGCUUGAUGCAUGGUCCACUAAAAAAAAAAAGCCCCCGCACAUUUAAAGGCCCUUAAAUUUAAAGGUAUUUGCCAGAGCAUUUGAACAAGCAGCCUCCAUAAUAGUUAGAAAUUUUCUUGUGGUUGUUGCCCAUUAUUGGAGACCCAAAAAAAAAAAAGGGGGGGGGAGGGAGAUCUGCUUUAUUCCACUGUUAGUUGAGUUUAGGUCAGUUAUUUUAAUGAUUUUCAUAGCACACAUUCCUAGGGAGAUCAUGACUGAUCUUUAUUACAAUUAUUUUUUGUACAUGCUUCCUUACAAAGUUUGCAUCACUAUCAGCACAGGGCUGCAUUGUGUCCUACAUCUCAAAAUGGGGUUAAAUAACUUACAAAAUUCACUUUAAGAAUUAGUAUUCUGUACAUUUUUAUUUUACAUUUAAUGACAUUCAUGGUGAAAUUUUACUGUGAUAUCUUAUGAAAUAUUGACAUAUUUAGUCAUUGUCACUUAAUUUUACAGCAGCAUCUAAUGAUCGUGUGAUAUACUAAUGAAAAUUAAAUAAUGUCACAAUGACAUCUUGAUGACGAUGACAUUUAAUGACAUGCAUAAAAUCUCCUCCUGUAACAAGUAACUAUGUCAAAGCUCCAUCCUAUUACUACUACUGAGGAAUGAUUUUUUUUGUGUAUCUCAUGUUUGUUAUAUUUAUGGCUGUUGCUUUACUUUCCCAUUACCAAUUAAACAUUUCUAAAUCUCAAGUC